AGUGCGGGCCUCAGUUGACAGUUGAGUGCCGUGAGCGUUGGACGCGACACACCGCUCCCUCUCCCAACCCUCGACGCCUCUCGCACACACCGCUCAAGAUGAGGGAAAUCGUACACGUGCAGACCGGCCAGUGUGGCAACCAGAUUGGCACCAAGUUCUGGGAGAUCAUCAGCGACGAACAUGGGCUGACUGCAGCAGGAACACUCCGAGAGAAUGUCCCGCACGACGUGAGAGAGCUACAGCUGGAGAGGAUCAACGUCUAUUAUAGUGAGGGUGCCCCAGGAAAAUAUGUGCCCCGAGCUGUCUUGGUGGACUUGGAACCUGGCACCAUGGACUCUGUCAAGGCCGGCCCUCUUGGAGAACUCUUCAAACCCAGUCACUUUGUUUUCGGUCAGUCGGGUGCGGGCAACAACUGGGCGAAGGGUCACUACACGGAGGGAGCGGAGCUGGUGGACUCUGUGCUAGACGUGGUGAGGAAGGAGGCUGAGAACUGUGACUGCUUGCAAGGGUUCCAGCUAACCCACUCCCUGGGCGGCGGCACGGGCUCCGGCAUGGGCACCCUCCUCAUCUCCAAGAUCAGAGAGGAGUUCCCAGACAGAAUCAUGAACACUUUUUCAGUCGUCCCGUCCCCAAAGGUCUCCGACACAGUUGUAGAGCCAUACAACGCAACACUCUCCAUCCACCAGCUCGUAGAGAAUACUGACCAGACUUAUUGCAUUGACAACGAGGCCCUCUACGACAUCUGCUUCCGUACACUCAAACUGGCCAACCCUACCUAUGGCGAUCUUAACCACCUGGUAUCCCUCACAAUGUCAGGUGUAACUACCUGCCUUCGCUUCCCUGGACAGCUCAACGCCGACCUCAGGAAACUGGCCGUCAACAUGGUACCCUUCCCUCGUCUGCACUUCUUCAUGCCAGGAUUUGCGCCACUCACCGCUCGUGGAUCCCAACAGUACCGUGCCCUUACUGUCCCUGAACUCACCCAACAGAUGUUCGAUGCUAAGAACAUGAUGGCCGCCUGCGACCCCCGCCACGGACGCUACCUUACUGUCGCUGCCGUCUUCAGAGGCAAAAUGUCCAUGAAAGAAGUUGAUGAACAGAUGUACAAUAUCCAAAGCAAGAACUCUUCCUAUUUUGUCGAAUGGAUCCCCAAUAACGUCAAGACAGCAGUAUGUGAUAUUCCUCCCAGAGGCAUCAAAAUGGCCUCUACCUUCAUUGGCAACUCCACCGCAAUCCAGGAACUGUUCAAGCGCAUCUCUGAACAGUUCACAGCUAUGUUCAAAAGGAAGGCUUUCCUCCACUGGUACACGGGCGAGGGAAUGGACGAGAUGGAGUUUACUGAAGCAGAGUCCAACAUGAACGAUCUGGUCUCAGAGUACCAGCAGUACCAGGAGGCCAGCAUUGAUGACGAGGAAGAUAUUGGGGAGUACGAGGAGGAUGCUGAACAUGACACAGCUUAAAUCAUCAUUCCAAGUGGCCUUUGAUUUGACCUACAGUGGUCACUCGUAUACCACAGGUAAUCAAAGGCAACUUGGCCAGGGUAGAGGAGUUGGGUACAUGUUAUAUAUUCAAGCUCAGGCCUAAGACUUACCUGGGCAUGAACUUAGCACAUUUCCCAUGGCCUCGACCUGGUCUGAACAUCACCUACCAAUAUCAUUCUCCUGAGAUACCUUUACAUCUUUUUGGCAACUGAGUCUAUGCAGUUACUAGUCCUAUCGAGGGAGCCUCGAACUAAAUCGCCCUCCAACGACCCGACGACAGCACUAACAAGUCUACAGGAGCAACACCUGAUCCUUUCUACUAGCCUGUAUUGCCACUGGCGGACCCUCAGGGUGUCAUACCUUGCCAGCUGUCUGACCCUCCCUGUCAUCCCUGCAACAUCACUAGCCAUUUGUGCAAGUCUGUCCCUGCAAUGCGGAAUGUCCGCCGGGAAGGCCAUUUUUACAAAUGAGGAAAUUGUAAGAGAUGGUGACAGCAAAUCGAGGUAGCGACGUGACCGCCAGCUGGAAGGGGUGACAGUAAAGGCUGGGGUCCCCUCACUGAGUGACCACUUUUCUUGUCUGCUCAACAGUAACACGUCGGAGGUUAACGAUGCUUCACUCACCCUGCUGCAGGAGUUAUCCCGUUUGUCAUUUCUUCUGCCCACUCCACUCUUCAGUCUGUCAUCUCUUGCGUCCCUGUCUUUGUAUCAGCCCCAAAAACACCUUGUCAUUUAUUAUAAGAUUUUGUUGAGAUUAUAGAUUUAUAUAGCUUUUAUACGAAUUCAAUUAUUCCCGUUCAAGCUGCACCUGACUUUCUUUUGAGCCACUGUACCGUGAUGGUGGAGGGAGGCAGCGCUUGAUAUCACAGGUGGGGAGCGUGGCUUGCUGGGUGGCACCCCGGCUGCUCAUUACCAUAUCUCACCUCUCAGGUGCCGCCCUCAUGCCUGUCUGCCCCGAAUCUCAACACUGUCACCCACGGCUGGUAAUCCAGGCGAUCUAUCCUUGCCCGCCUAGACCAUAAGUCUUCCCCCCGCCCACAGUCAACUACAGGCCCCUAACCCCUUUGCUCACGCUGGUAUCCCAGUCUCCCCGCUUGCUUAUUCUCAUGGAGGGUUCAAGGCUGUAUACCCCUCGCCCAUACAGUGAUAAACAUCUAGGGACUACACCCAUGCCCGCCUACCCUCGGCCUCUCCACAUUCCUCCCCUACUCAGAGCUACAAGUGUGGGUGCAGGGCGGCACCCACAGACAGCCUCGGCCCACAUCACGCCCUCGCCAGUCUAACACGGCACAAAUAAAGUCACAAAAUUCA
Molecule: messenger RNA, 2791 nt
Organism: Procambarus clarkii (red swamp crayfish)
Lineage: Eukaryota; Metazoa; Arthropoda; Malacostraca; Decapoda; Cambaridae
Product: tubulin beta-4B chain
Biological process (GO): microtubule cytoskeleton organization; mitotic cell cycle
Cellular component (GO): microtubule; cytoplasm
Molecular function (GO): structural constituent of cytoskeleton; GTP binding; GTPase activity
Source: RefSeq, a predicted model, not a curated record